This is a messenger RNA of Chlamydomonas reinhardtii, 2636 nucleotides long. RefSeq lists its product as uncharacterized. The record is from RefSeq and is a predicted model, not a curated record. Gene Ontology annotation, molecular function: zinc ion binding; sequence-specific DNA binding. The coding region runs from base 340 to 1830 and encodes 496 amino acids. Gene Ontology annotation, biological process: regulation of DNA-templated transcription. NCBI's taxonomy places the organism in Eukaryota, Viridiplantae, Chlorophyta, Chlorophyceae, Chlamydomonadales, Chlamydomonadaceae. The transcript is spliced from 3 exons.
CUAGUCUUGUCGCCAGUCGUCUUUGCUUUGCCCGAAGACCGGCUUCGCGCCGACGACCGCCGCUCGCGGCUAAGCACAAUUUAUGCUCCUCCAUUCUUCGCUUGGCGAGCUUCCUGUGCACGCAUUUGCCAUAACCAGUACAAGAAGCUCCACGGUUAGAGUAUGCCUCCAUUUAUCACCUUUGAACCGCUUUGUCAUCCGUUUGUCCCCAUGGGCAUGCCACCCAAGGCGUGUUAGCAUCUUAUACCGUGGUCGCCUGCUAGCGAGGCUCGAGGGUAGGAAUAGCAGUACCUGAGUGCGAGCGGUGAUGGCCGCAAGUCCUCCGCAGCAGCAUUGAGGAUGCAGCCCACAGCGCCCUCUGCGGUAGCUGCCAGCACCGUGAACGGACACGACCGGGACGGCCGGACAGGCCAACCGGCAGCGGCGUUGGUGCCCGAGGCGCCACACGCUGCCAUACCUGGGACGUGGGCGGGCGCCAUGGCGCCGCCGGCGGCAUCAGGUGUGGCUUCGGAGUGGCGGGCAGAACAGGAGGCGGAGGCGGGCGCGCCAGCGGUAACGAAGGACGUGCCGCCGUGCGAUGCCGAGGCAGCAGUGCACACGGAAGGGUUGGAGCUGGAGUUGGGGUUAGGGUCGGAGGAGGCUGUAGACGCUGCGGAAGCUGCAGCUGCUGCGGAAGCUGUGGAAACGGUUGUGGAUGCAAAUGCGGACGCGGUCGCAAGCGCGGACGCGGAGGCGGAGGCGGAGGUGGAGGUGGAGGCAAUCAACGUUUUUGCAGCGGCGGCAGCGGCGGUGGAGGCGGCCGAGCUGCGUGUGCAGCUGAACGAAGCCUUGGCGGCGCUGGCGGCGCGAGACGCCGAGCUAGCACAGCGCAACGCGGCGCUGACGGCGGCGCAGGCGGCAGCGGCGGCGGCGCGCGCGGAGGCGGCGGGCCUGCGGGUGCAGCUGGAAAGCGUCCGGUCACACCUGCUGGGCGUGAGGUCACACCUGGCGGGGGCGCUGCAGGCGGCACAGCCGUCGCCCUCGCCCACAACAUCUUCUGGGGCCGCGGCCGCGGCAGCGGCCGGUGCUGCAGCUGCGGCUGCUGCAGCAGGGCUGUCACAGGCGGGGCUGCAGGCCUCCGCACUGUGGCAGUCGCUGCCGCGAGCAGCGGGGGCUGCGAUGCAGGGUGCGAUGGCCGUCGCAGAGGCGGCGCAAGCGGGGCAGCAGGGAUCGGCAGCGGCAACAGCAGCGGCGCGAGACGCAGCGGCUGAAACAGCAGCAGAAGCGGAAGCCGCGGCAGCUACCCAUGCAGGCGCCUGCGAACGGCUGUCGUCCGUGGACAUGGAAGGGGAGGAGGCGGGCCAGCCGGAGGUGGAGGGGCGGGUGCCCAAGCAGGAUGAGGAGGAGGGCGUCACGGCGGCACAGGCGCUCCUGACACUGGGUUGGGUGCCAACGGCGGAGGCGGCUGCCGGCAGCGGCGGAGGCGUGACUGAUGCAGCGACGGGGGCAGCGGCGAGUGCGGCAGGGGCGGCGGCAGGGGCGGGCGGGCAGGCGGGGCAGUUCAAGCACCAGUCUCACCAGGCACAGCAGCAGACCCAGCUGCGGCUUGCGCAGGCACACAUGCAGACGCAGACGGUGAGCGAGGCGGCGCAACUGGCGCAGCCGCAGCAGUGCGAGUACUGCGGCGAGGUGGAGACGUCCAAGUGGCGCCGCUUCAACCAGGCGGUGGGGGCGCGCGGCAUGAGGCUGCUGUGCAAUGCCUGCGGCGCCCAAGUGCUGAGGGCGCGAGCGAACGGUGAUGACGAGGACGCGGCUCUGUCAAGGCCGCGGAAGCGGGGGCGGGUCAACUAGCAGCAGUACGGUACUUGGCAGGUGUAUGUAGAUGGCGGAGGCUUGGGGGGUUUCUGUGUGUGUGUGUGUGUGUGUGUGUGUGUGUGUGUGUGUGUGUGGGUGCGAACCUGUGGUUGAUGUCGCCGAGCCCGCGACUCUGCGUGGGGUAGUUGGUGCGUGCGGUGCAGUGAUGCAGUGGAGAGCUGCACUGGACUUGUGCCCGGUUGACACCGCGGCUGCAGCGGACAAGGCCGCAGUUGGGACAGUGGCAAACCAGGCGUGCCAGGUGCCGCCUGGCUGGCUGCACGUGCAGCAGAACUUGCGGCUGUGCGCUGAAUGAAUGACAAAAGGCAUCGCACGGGGGAGCAUUGGUUCAUCACGUGACAGUCUGUGACUCUGCGUUUUGGCUGGGGCUGUGCCUUUGAGCCCGCCCAGCCUGCACGAGGUUGUACUGCUUAGGGCGGGUGCCCAGCGGGCUGCUGUGCCGCUACGUACGUAUGUACAGCACAGGUGGGUCUGCAGAGAGAACGAGUUGGCACGUGUGAAUUUGCACCUGAAGCGACAGGUAGGCGGACACACAGCAGCGGGUGAACUGCGUGCGGACCUGCGUGCGGAUGCCCGUGCAUAGGAGGCUAGCUGGCGUUGGAGGCUGGCGUGCUGCGACGCUGUUGGUCGUGCCCAAGGUCGUGCCGUCGCUUCGAAGGGCUUUGUGACAAUCGCGCGCAAGGAAGCCUAUUGUACCUGUUGCUCUGCAUCCGGUUUUCUCAACGCCUGGCGUGAUAUUUGCAGCCUCUUCAGCACUGUUAGGGACCUGGUCGCUUGUUGUU